UGUUACCAUCGCUUCCUCGAGUGUGUCUCCCCAGCCCCUUUGUGGGCCUUCUAUUCUUCCGUGAACAACCUGCAUAGAGAGCGUGAAGGGGCGGGAGGUUCUGGAACUCACUACGCCUGCGCGUGGGCGAAGCCCGUUGCCCGGGCGACCGAGUGGGCGGGGUAUGUAAACAACCUCUCAGCCAGGGGUCCCGGGCGAUCCGAGCGAGGCUGCGGCGGCGGGAUGGGUCCUAAAAAGAAAAAGUCCGCUGGCAGCGGUGGUAAAAAAAAGAAACUUAGCAAAGCUGAGCGGCUCAGGUUGCAAAAAGAGGAGGACGAGAGAAGAAUGAUUGAGGAAGAGGAAGCCCGAUUACGAGCUGAACUAGAAGAAGCUGCCAGGAUUGAAAAGGAAAGGAUUGAAAGAGAGAAGACGGAACUACUGGAGGCUAAAGAUCAAGAUCGCCGAGGGCUUGAACUUGUGGAGCUUGAGGUGCUCGAAGAAAACUUUUUGACUGCAGCUCAGUGGAAGGAGAAAUUUAGAGCCUCUGCUAAGUGGGAGCACUACACAGGCUGUGAUGGGAGUCCAGACCCAACAAUCCCCCAAGAAAUCAACACUUUCAUGAGCUUGUGGAAAGAAGAGAAAGAUACCGAUAUUAAACAUGUGGUUGAGAAAGGCAACAAAGUGCUGGAAUUGAUCGAGAGGUUAGAGUUUUAUAUCCUGGACACCCCUUUCCAUGAGCUGAGUGCAAGUGAUGUGGAGCAAUACCAGGACACCAUUCUGCACCUGCAGACUCUUCUCCACCAGAAAUAUGAUGAGGCAACAGAACAACUGCUGAAGCAAGCUAGUAGUUAUGCCGAAUCCGAAAGUGGAAACAUGGAGGUCGUCAUCAAAGAGGCUGGCAUCACGUUGUGCAUUUGGGCAAAUCUCAAGAAGAACCCGAGGUUCAGAAGUCAAACCUUUUAUAACGAAGAUAAGGAGCCAUGCAAUGGGUUUGAGAUCCCCAAACAACUAGCCGUUUGCGACAUUGCGGUGCGCAUCCUGCACACCCACUAUGACCAUAUAUCCCCCUUACGGGCUUUCCCGAAAGAGCUGCCAGACCUGGACAUUCCAGUGCCUGUACGGGCAGUGCCUGAGAUCACUGUGCAAGAGACAGAAGAAAGGGCUCGAAAGACCUCAGAAAUAAGUUGUUUGGAAAACGUCGUUGGGCACACCUUAAGGGAACCACAGAGUCAUAUAAGCACUCCUUCUUUGCAAGGGACCAAAAGCUCCACCCUCAAGCUGGAAAGCUCCAGAGACUCUUUCGACAGGAAAUCUGCAAUCAUCCGUUCCAUUUCUAGAGCUCGAGUUUCCUCACUGCGGAGCGUGGAAGAAGAAGAGGAUCUGCAGGACUACAUGGUGGAUUUGAACCAGUUCAUGACAGUGGGCGGCGUGUACCAUUUUGAUGUGCUGAAGCUCCCGCCUCAAGCCAAAAAUGUCAAAGGAUGGAACAUGGUGGAAGUGCUGGAUACAGGGUUGGAAAUCUGUCCCUAUGAAGCCACAUUAGAAGAAUGUGAGGAGCCCUCUCUUGUGACUGUAAGACUGACUGUACAGCUUCUUAAGAGUGUGAUCUAUUUCGAAGAACCUCUGAUUGCAAGAUGGGAUACCCAAGGCCAGUGCUGGCGAACGGACGAUAUCGGGGAGGUGGUCUACAACAUGAAAGAGAAGGAAAUCUCUUUCAGGAUGAACGGCUUCUUCACGGUGUCGCUGCUCCAGGACGCCCACCUCAACAUGCCCUACCAGUCGUGGGAACUCCAGCCACAUGGCACCGAUCAGGCCGUUUUCAGCAUCCUGACCACCUUUGCUGAAGUGCAGAUUGAGAUCAAGGUCAACCAGUGCAUGUUAGCCUCGAUCACCACCGUGGAAGAGACUGGUCUGCUCUCAGAGUUGAAAGGGAGAUGGAUGAGUCCUCUAGCCCUCACAGAAGCUUUGAAGCGGGCCGGAAUGAACAUUUUCCCAGCCGAGUACUCUCCAAAGUACGUCAGCAUUAACAAGAAAAUACUUGCGGCAGAAAUGACCACUUACCAGCAAAUGGCACUUCUUGCGUCUGGCUUUGCUUUCAGCUGGAGCAAAUGGAAUGCCUUCUGUGGAGAGGAUCAAGUGGUCUUUAAGGCCUGUGAACACCUGGAAGAAACAGAAAUUCACGAGGACAGCUGGGCCCUUUACAUGUUCAAUGGCCAGAGAGCUCAGAGACUCCAGAUUAAAGAGGAGAGUGAUGCCUUCUCCAAGAAUAUCGCAGAAGACACAGAAUUCCACUCCACGCUGUACCACCUGAUCAAAGACGCUGCGGGAGAUGCAGCCAUGGCAAAAGUGCUGCAAACCCACUUCCUGUUCAUCGACACGGUGUACCAGCUGCUCCUUGCUACCAGGGUGCUAACGUACGCUUAAAGAAACUGUCAUAUCAUAUGCUACUUAAGAACUUUAUUGAGUUAGAAAACACUCCGUCAAUAAAAUAAGAGGUUGAAGUCUGCAGUUUUUAAAAAUAAAUACCUUACUCUUUAAACCAUUUCUAGAGAGAAGCUAUAUUCACUCCCAAACAAGCUUUUUCACAUGGUUUCCAAAACCUUUACAUUUUUUAGCAGGAAGGAAGGACACUAAAAAAAGAAAAAAGAAGUCAUUCAGAGGAGAGACCUGCUGUGCCGAAAAGCAUGGAAUCACAUUUUCUUUAAUUCUAGUAACGCAGCUUAAAUAAUAGAAUCUCCAGAAGUGUUAAGAUGCCAUACUCCAAAGUUGUUUGUUUUGGCACACAGGACUUUCAUGCCAUUAAAAAAACAAACAAACCCUCGAUCAAUUCUUUUGCACCCGCCUGCGUCAAGAACCCCCCCCAACUAGUUUCCCAGCAAAGCAUCCAGAACACCCUUUCAGAACCCCACCAGGGAAUUAUACAGGUGGUGGACCCUGGUGCCGGAGACCUGUAUAUGGCCACAGCAGCUGCUGUAUUGAAGUCCAAGCGUCCCCAGUCCCAACAGGAGCCGCCUCUGCAGGUCUUUGGAAUGACAAGCCCACGAUGAGAGUUGAAAGAACAGCAAAGAACAGAGCAGUGAUAGCAGAAACACAGAGAGCCUUGUGAGUGCCGCAGAAGGAGGUUCUCAGAGACGAAGCCCAAGAACAAACUCGGGUACACCUGUGGAAAGAGAGGCAUUGUAAGAAGCGGGAUGCUUGCAAGGACAGCACCACAGUUUGACUGGUAAUUCAGAUGCCAACAUGAUUCGCAAUUGAGACACUAAUAGCCACUUGCUAUGCAAUUAUGUACUGCAGAAAUCCAAAACUUUCCCCACCAGAAUUAUGAUAGCCAUGCAACCAGAACCGACUUAAAAUACAUUUCUAAAAUUUU
Hemicordylus capensis (graceful crag lizard) is the source of this 3349-nucleotide messenger RNA. RefSeq names its product dynein axonemal intermediate chain 7 (gene DNAI7). The coding region runs from base 223 to 2403 and encodes 726 amino acids. Gene Ontology annotation, molecular function: beta-tubulin binding; microtubule binding. NCBI's taxonomy places the organism in Eukaryota, Metazoa, Chordata, Lepidosauria, Squamata, Cordylidae. The record is from RefSeq and is a predicted model, not a curated record. The transcript has 16 exons. Gene Ontology annotation, cellular component: axoneme.